AAGAAAGCAUUAAAGCAAACCUCAAAAAAGGAAAAAGAAAAAGGAAGAGUAGACUGAGAACACCAAUAGUUUAAAGAGUAAAGGUAUCGAUGUUCUUUACGCUGAGAACUUCACCUGUUAAUCUCCUCUCCAUCGAGUAUACCAUCCUUAUUCUGUCUUCAACUUUGGCCACACGCACAAUUCUUGGAAUUUCAGUUAGCCUGGACAGUCGCAUGAGCAUAGCUAGUGCAUAUAUAUAAAUAUAUGUUGUGUUCAGGUUAACGAUCUUAGACUGAAAUGGCAUAUGAAUCUUGAUUGUUGGCAAUGAAGGAAUCAAAGUAUAGAAAUGGAAGAAAGAAAGUGGGAGGAUUUAGAGUGUGACUGCUUAGUGAAUGUGCUUGGAAGGGUGGGCAUGGAAUCACUUCUAUUAGAUGUCCCUUUCGUGUGUAAGUCAUGGUACAAAGCCAGCCUUGAUCCUUCGUGUUGGAAGCAUCUUGUUUUCCCUAAAGAUUUGGACUCAGAACGGGAUUUUACCUUGCUUGAUAGAUUUAAGGAAAAAUAUAAAAUUGAAAACUGUUCUGUGGAUGCAUUUACCAAAUUUGUUGUUGGUCGUAGCCAUGGGAAUUGCACUGGUCUUUUUCUUCCAAAUGGCUGUACAGAAGAAGUUGCAAAGUACGUUGCAGAUGAGUGUCCUGCCUUGACUGCUCUGUUAUUGCCCUCUGAUAUUCUACGCUGUGAAUCAUCCAUUGUUCCAACCCUCAUUGGGAAAUGGGAACAUUUGGAGAAUUUGUGGCUCGGAAGUUCUGAAAAUUUGGUCAAUAUAAUAACCCAAAUCAGCCUUGCCUGCAAUAAAUUUUCCGGGCUGUGUGUAUCAUCUGCAACCAUUCAGGAAGAAGAGGCAUCAGCAAUUGUCACUAAUCUUCCAAAUAUAAAGUACCUGAUUCUCAGGGGGGCAUGGAUCGAUUUCGAGGAUCUAGUGAUAAUAUUGCAAGGAUGCAAAAACCUUGUACAUUUAGAUGUACGCGACUGCUUAGGUUUUGACUUCGAUGAUGAAAAGGUACUGGAGCUCGCUUCGAAUAUCAAGACAUUCAAGUGUGAAGGUUCAAUGCUGGUCGAUUACGAUGACGGUGUAAUUGACCAUGACGACCUUGUUUAUGAGGGUUAUAUUUCAAGUUGAAGUUGGUGUUCAGUUACGGGGCCGGUGCUGCUCACGAUCACCUUUACUUUAUUUUUGCUGCUUGUGUGCCUGAGGCUUGGAUGACAUUAGUUUUUUGCAUGUGGCAUUUGUAGCGUUGUGUGCCUCUAUUUUGUGGAUGAAUACGCUAUGAAUUACCUGGUUCCUUGAA
This is a messenger RNA of Populus trichocarpa (black cottonwood), 1325 nucleotides long. Its product is annotated as putative F-box/LRR-repeat protein 23. Lineage: Eukaryota; Viridiplantae; Streptophyta; Magnoliopsida; Malpighiales; Salicaceae. Bases 326 to 1156 code for a protein of 276 amino acids. Gene Ontology annotation, molecular function: protein binding. The record is from RefSeq and is a predicted model, not a curated record. The transcript is spliced from 4 exons.